Molecule: messenger RNA, 3913 nt
Organism: Cuculus canorus (common cuckoo)
Lineage: Eukaryota; Metazoa; Chordata; Aves; Cuculiformes; Cuculidae
Gene: MAP3K7CL
Product: MAP3K7 C-terminal like
Exons: 6
Coding region: 796-1224 (142 amino acids)
Cellular component (GO): cytosol; nucleus
Source: RefSeq, a predicted model, not a curated record
AAGCCUAACACGCCGAGCCCAUCCCUUGUUGUUAGCUUUGAUAGUCGCUGCUAUCACUUGAUAGUUCAGUUGUAGCCAGUCCAAGUUGGCAGUGUCAGCUCAAGCUGAUUGGAGCUGCAGACAUUUUUGCUGACUGGAGUCAUGCUAUCUUUGCCAGUUUGCUGGAAUAGACACAGACACUGAUUGGGUCAUGCUGAAAACAUUCCUGUCCUAUGAAGCAAGUCUGUUUGUAUUUUAGGUUUGCCAGGACUAAUGAAUUAAAAAUCUUGGGCUCGCCACAGUUCGCUGCUUAAUAAUGCUUGUGACAGAAGGACUUUUUCCUCCGUGAAGCAUGACAGCAUCGUAAUCCCUCGUCACUGGCAAAGAGAGGAAGGAAAAGCAGAAUUGUGGAGAAAAGCGGAAAAGGGUGAUCUUUUGGGACAGCGAAGCCUAUGGGAAGUGCAGGUAGCAGCAUGUUGCCCUGACAGCUGUCUCAGCUUCUCAGACCUUGUCAGUUUGUUGCUAUGCAGCAGGUGCAGCCUUUUCUUUUAUUGAAGCUUUACUCCAGAAAGGCAACGACAAGCCAAGGCAGUGGCUGGCCCUGGAUUAUACAAGUGCAGACACUCCGCUAAGUGAGGGUUUCAUCUCAGUAAAAUUUUGGAAUCAGUGGUCUCAGAAGAAAGACCGAAGACUGAAUAAGGUCUCAGUCGAGGAGUCAGACCCAUGCAGACAGACCCCUACACCUGCCCAGAGUUCCACUGAAGAAUCACCACCAAGCUGGAACAAUCAAGUAAAAGCAUUGACUCAAGUGCCCACAUGAUCACCACCGCAAGGGUACCUGCUGAUAAGCAAGUACGAAUUGCCUUCAGCCUGGAUGACUCCCCAGAUGAUGCUUCCUCUGAAAAUUCCUUCCCUUUGGCAUUUCCAGAACUAGAUCAGCAUCUGCAGCCACUGCCUCCUUGUCAUGACUCUAAGGAAUCCAUGCAGGUGUACAAACAGCACUGCAAAAUAGCAGAAGAGUACCAUGAGGUCAAGAAAGAAAUUGCUCUGCUGGAAGAAAGAAAAAAGGAGCUGAUUGCCAGGCUGGAACAAGUGGAAAAAGAAAGCAUGGAUGCUGCUCAGCUGGCUAAGGAGUACGCAGAACUGACAGAGGAGAACCGAACACUGAAGCUGGCCCAGACACAGUGUGUAGAGCAACUGGAAAAGCUCAGAAUACAGUAUCAAAAAAGGCAGGGGUCCUCAUAAUUCUGAACUAGCUUAUGUGAGGCAGUUAAUACAGGAUUGGUCCUGUACUAGAAAGAGAUUUUAAAAUAAAGGUCUGUUUAAUAUGUUAUAAUACUUCACCACAGAUAAAGAGUAUAUAGAAGUCUAUAUUUGAUUUAAUGCUUGCCAGCCAGUAGCUUAAUAUAAUGGAUAUUUCAUCCAUUAUAUAAUGGAUAUUUUAUUUCAAGUAACAUAAUUGAAGUUAACCUAUCCCCAUUAUAUGUUCUAGCAGAUCAGGUUUCUUUUCUAAACAUAUUUCUUCCAAUUUAAGAAGAUAUGGACACACUAGAAAAUGAUGAUAUAAUUAGUCUCUCUGUUGGGAAUUUGGACCAUACUAAGGCAUACAGCAGGGACAAUGUUAAUAUAUGGAAUACGUGUAUGUUAAUUUUAGUUUGGUGAGGAUUUUUUAAACUAUUUUCCUCAUGCUUCGAGUGUUUGGAAGUUAUCUUAAAACAGAUCUCCUGCCGGGUAAAAGAUAUACUUUAUUAUCCCAUGUCAGCUUUGUAUUGUUGUAUAAAAUCUGAGAAACUGUACACUAAAAAUUGAAGUAACGUAAUUAUUUUUUAACAAACAAGUGUACUGCCAGUAAUAAUUUGCAAGUUAUAAAAUUAAAAGGAGAAGGGUGAGAUCAAACUUUCCUUCCUCAAGCAUAAAGAUAGCUUGAGAGCCUUUUUAUUGUACUUUUUGGCAUACAAGAAAUUAAAAAUGAAUAUAUGAAUGCUAUCAUCAUGGUUUCCACUGAGAAUAUGUCACUAGAAGUACUGUUCCUAUUUUUCAAUCUGUUUUGAAACAUGAGUGGCUGUAAUCAGGGACAGGAGUUUCCUGAUAUACAAAUAACCUGGAAGUAAAAUGUUAGUUUUACUUGCUCUAUUUAUCCCUGUAUUUUCCUAGAUCAACAGAAAAUUCUUUGUUAUACUUCCAUUUCUAUUCAUACAGUAUUUUUUUCAUUAAAAGCAGAUAUAGAAAAGCCAUUUUAUGUUCUGAAUAUUCUUGAUCACCUUGACUUUUUAACUCUGUUUGACAGAUGCAGCUUGUUACAUCUUUGUGAGGUUGGAAUUCAACUUGAUGUGUCAUUACUACUGAAAUGGGUCUCAGUAAUUGAACACUAUGAACUUAAGAUUUCCACCAGAACUUUAGCUUUGAUCACUAAUCACUAAUCUGUUGUAAAAAAUUGGAUUUUAUGUUCAUCAGAACAUUUCCUGAGGAAGUCUUUUGGCACCAAAAUGUUCCCCAGUAAUUCCAGCAGCAAAGGUGACAAAAAAAUAGAAGAUGCCCCUUAAUAUCUCUGUGCUGUCUACCUACUUUAUUAUCUGCAGCACAGGCGUGGAAGAAGGCUCCAUACUACUGCAAGCGCCUGACUUUGCAGUAGAAAAGCAUGAGGAGGUAGCAGGAGAGGACAGCCUUGUCUCCCCUUUUUUUCUUGAGCCACCGAGGUGGGAAUAUUGCAUAUUCCCUCACUCUGGCCACUGCAGAAACAGGAGGGGAACUCACUGCUCUGAGGCAUAUGCUCUCUGCUGGGAUGCUCCACGGGCAAUCUAACACUGUAUUUGUUCCUCUCUCAGAGCACAUUGUUAUCUGAGGGUCCAGGUUUUGCUCUGUCUUGUGACAGUUGGAGACAAAAGACCCAUAAUGAAUAAAAACCACUUUGGAUGUUGAGUCUGGGAGUGCUGGAAAAGCCUUGUGUGCAUUUUGUGCUGAUGGUAAGCGUAUCCUGUACAGAUUUCAGAGUUUUGCUUUGAGCACAGGAUGCUGCAUAAUCUGGGAUAUAUUAUUUUUAUUUGUAUUUAUGUUUUGAACAACAGGAUUGUAAUUUUCAAAACUAAUUUGCUGAUUUAGUCACAUAUUUUUAUAUCUAGCCUUGAAAACACUAGCCAGUUUGGUGAUUUCAUGUAAUUCCUUGGAAGCUACACAAAAUGCAUAAAAUUAUUUCAGUAGCAGACUGGAUUUGGAUGCAGAUGGAUCAGAGAGCAGAACUUUACUUACAGAUAACUUUGUUAACCCUAAAUUUUUCUGUUUAGUUGCUCCCAUUGUGUUCUAGAUAUCAGAAUGAUAUCAGGUCAUAUUGUUUGAGAAAAAUGAGAGGGAGAGCCAAAGUCAUGUAGAGAAGGGAAGCUGAGCAUCAUUUGUGACACACAGUGAUUUGAGAGUAACCAGGGAAUAUGGCUUUUCUAACCUGUAGAGACUGACCGGUCUGGAAUUCUUCAGGAAACAUUUUUACAGGUGUAUAUACACCAAAUCUGUGGUGUGGUCCAGCUGCCAGCCUGGCUAAACAGAAUUCUUAAAGCAUCCCUGACUAAUUGAAGUCAGAAAUCUGUAUUUACUCUGGACUGUGGCUAUUUGCAAUCAAAUUUUCUUCCUACUUGUAGUCAUGUUGAAAGUAAAAAAUAACUGCUUUGUAUCAAUGUAUUUGCCUGCCAGCGUGGAUGCUCGUGUCCCUGAGAACAGUGACUCAGAGAAAUUGCAUCACAAUCCAAAUGAGUAAAACUGAAACAGAAGUAGCAAGGAAUAUAAAUUAAAGUAUCUCAGGAAAACAAGUUUUUAAGGAAAAAAAAUGGCAAUAAAAUGGGAUUCAAAGGCAAGAGAGUAGAUAAAUGGAAUUUUCAAAAAAUGUUCAUAGGCAAAUUAAAAUGCAGAAAACUCAAUGUAAACCAGAAAAUCAUUCACAUGUUGC